CGUUGUGCUUCGGCGCUGACUUCCAGGAAGCACGAGGUCAAGUGUCAUCGGUGUUAUUAAUUCAGGUGUUCUCAGCUGGCUCUGUCGGAAGUGUUGACCUGCCGAGGCUGUCCUUCAUGAUCUUCAUUGGAUUCUAAAGGCUAUAUAUUGUCGCAACAGUCAGUGAUAGUAACUUUGUAUGUGAGGAUUCAGGUCGAUUCUAAAACAAUUCGGGGACCAGUUGUGCGUGGCGCCAUGUCUGAGUUUGUUGUGCCUGAUCCUGAAGAACUGUUAGAGUGUCCCUAUGACAAGGUCCACAUGGUGCGAGCUAAACGAUUCCAGUACCACCUCAUGAAGUGCCGCAAGAACUGGCCUGGAUCAGAGUUUUCGGUGUGUCCGUUUAACGCUAAGCAUGAGAUGCCGAAGCCGGAACUUCGAUACCACAUGGCCAGUUGCUGUGACCGAGCAGUGCUGGAGAGAGACAUCGCUUAUGAGAAGAGCAAGAUGAAUGGAGAAGGGACAUUCUUCAAGGGAUGCACAGACGUGCCGCCAUACACCAACCACCUGGCCUGUGACGAGAGCUGGGAUAUGGAGAUGAAUUCAUGUCCAAGGAUUGGUGUAGACCCAGACUUCUUCGACAAGUUCAAGUUUAUCAACCUGUCGGGAUAUGCCCAGGCACAAAAGCGUCAAUAUUACGAGAAUCUCAAGUCUGAGUUUCAAGGACAGACAGUCAAGAAGCCGCUUGCUGGCAAAAAUCCAUCAGGCAAACUACGGCUUCCACAAGAAUCCUCCAAGGCCUCCAAGUUGUCUGAACAUCAGCAGCCCGUGCAACACCCUGCCAACGUGUUUGCCUACUCCCUUUCCAUGGCGGGCCUGGGUCGAGGGAGGGGCAAGUCUGCAGUGGAUGCUCAGCCAAUGGGUAUCAGCAACAUCUUCAACAUGGGCAUUGGGAGGGGGCUGCCUGCACCAGGUCUCAGAGAUUUGCUGGAAAUCAAGACCUGUACUGUGCCUAAGUUUGUGGUUCCUGCGGUACAGCCAACAGGGGCCGGCAAUGUAGCCCUGUACCCAGCUGGACAACAUAACGCCACCCAGCACAGUCCACCAGAUGAUCCUGACACAUCUAUUGAACCAGAAGACAACAUCACAAACACAGGAAGUGGAAUCAAACAAGAUGAGAAUUCGCCGAAGAAACUAGCAGUGGAGUACCUGAUAUGACCAAGCUCCUACACAUGCUCCUCAAGAAUCCAGGGACAUCUUCAGGAAGCUGGGCGUUCAUACAAAGUCAUUCUAUAUGUGCCAACAGGGCAUAGUGCUUUAUUUCUGUCUGUUUUUGUUCUUAAUGCCAUUUGACAAAAUGUUCUAUUUGGACUGUUCUUUUAUCUAUAUUUGAAAUACAAAAAAUAUGUAUACUUUGUUCAGAAACUUUAUCAUUAGCAAACGUGCCCAAAAGUUUACCAAAUAAAGGCACAAUGAUCUCAGAUGACAAAGACAAAUGAUUGUUUUGAGACUAUGUACUGCAAUACAUUCUAUUAUUGACAGUUGUAUUUAUUAGCAUGAAUAGUGCUCUGCUGAACCAGCGUUUUUGUUUCAACUUUUCGUUAGACAAGGUGAUUUAAGCAAGACCAGUUAAGCCAGUAAGUUAAGUGAAACUUAAGUUCAGUGAAGUUUACAGAUAUUUAUGCCAAAAAUGCUUGUAAGAAGGGGGAAGGGAGAGAAAAGAAAAUGUAUAAAGAGAAAAGUCUAAAUAUAUUAUGGCUUUGUGCCUAACACAAUAUUUUUGUUUUUUGUUCAUCUUUUGGGGGUUCACUUUCAAUUUUGUUGGGAGUGGGUAUGAUGUUGUUUUGCUACAGCUCUUGUCUUUCCUGUAGAAACUUGGAGAGAAUUUUCAGAUAAAAGGAAAAUGUUAACGAACACCAUUAUUAGUUCUUUUUUUUUCAAACAUACGAGAUACAGAUGGUGUCUUAUUGUAGCAGAAAGGGCUUGCAUCAUUGACCGAGUGUCUCACGAGUCAAGUGAUGAUUUGUGGGGAUAUAUUUAUGGGAAACAGUAGUAGCAUAGAUUUGUAAACACUUAACAGAUUGAUAAGUAAGGCGAACAAUUCAGCAGCGGUCAUCGUUUAGGCAGUUUUCUGGUGUUGAACUUGCAGCUGGCAAUAUAAUAAUUUCACUGUCAAUUGUUUCCGUAUCAGUCACAAUGUUAAUGGGGGCGGUCGGGUAGCCUAGUGGUUAAAGCGUUCGCACGUCACACCGAAGACCCGGGUUUGAUUCCCGACAUGGGUACAAUGUGUGAAACCCAUUUCUGGUGUCUGGUGAUAUUGCUGG
Messenger RNA from Haliotis rufescens (red abalone), 2300 nucleotides. RefSeq names its product protein D7-like. The transcript is spliced from 13 exons. Bases 235 to 1194 code for a protein of 319 amino acids. Lineage: Eukaryota; Metazoa; Mollusca; Gastropoda; Lepetellida; Haliotidae. The record is from RefSeq and is a predicted model, not a curated record.